Molecule: messenger RNA, 978 nt
Organism: Truncatella angustata
Lineage: Eukaryota; Fungi; Ascomycota; Sordariomycetes; Amphisphaeriales; Sporocadaceae
Product: 60S ribosomal protein L27-A
Exons: 3
Coding region: 207-614 (135 amino acids)
Biological process (GO): translation
Cellular component (GO): cytosolic large ribosomal subunit; ribosome
Molecular function (GO): structural constituent of ribosome
Source: RefSeq, a predicted model, not a curated record
GAACCGCCAAAAGACAAAAGCGCCUGUCUCCACUUUUCCGGGUCUUCCUCGCUUAGGUUCCUGCCCACACAUUUUCGAAAAUUGUCAAUUGAACUUUUCCCGCUUGCGAAGGAGGACGACCAUUACAUCCGCGAAUAUCAACGCCCAACGAUCUACUAACCCCUACAACCAGCUUCAUAUUGACCCCUUCGACAAACGACGUCAAAAUGAAGUUCCUCAAGGUCGGCAGAGUCGCCAUCAUCACCCGCGGCAGAUACGCCGGUAAGAAGGUUGUCAUCAUCCAGCCCAUCGACUCCGGCAACAAGUCGCACCCUUACGGUCACGCCAUCGUCGCCGGCAUUGAGCGAUACCCCUCCAAGAUCACCCGCCGCAUGUCCAAGGCCCGCCAGGAGAAGCGCUCCAAGAUCAAGCCCUUCAUCAAGGUCGUCAACUACAACCACUUGAUGCCCACCCGUUACACUCUGGAGCUCGAGGGUCUCAAGGGUGCCGUCUCAAACGACACCUUCAAGGAGGUUUCGCAGCGUGAGGAUGCCAAGAAGAAUGUGAAGAAGGUGUUGGAGGAGCGUUACACCAGCGGCAAGAACAGAUGGUUCUUCACUCCUCUGAAGUUCUAAGCUUGUUUCCUCGUUACGCGUUCUCAUGUCGUUCGGUCCAGGGGUUAAAGGAUUGGGAUGUAAACAUUUGCAUCAUACAUCAGGCAUUAGGAGCCCAUAGGGAAUUGCUUAUGAAUUGACAAAAAAAAACUUGUCACGACCAUCCCACGAUAUUUUACGAUCCGUGAUCACGAGUGACUGCUCCCCUGGGCUACGGCGGCGGCGGAAAAAUUAUGGUUGGAUCGGUCCUACCAGAAGGGACUUGGUUACAACUAAUGGAGGAACGAAAUGCGAGCGUUCGGUCAUUUUGGCGUUCUGAGUCGUAGGGUAAAUGUUACUAUGGUUAUAGUCAACCUCGAUAAUCAACCAAGGUGACAUUGAUUGC